AUGACGUCUCUUCGGCAGAGCCACCAAAUGGAGGAGCUGGGCAUUUCCAAGGCAGCGUCAAAAAUCCGCAACUGGCGAAAAUCCGGCAAGCUCGAGAUAGAACUCGCCGACCAUUACCUCGCCAAGAUCUACUCCUCAGGAUCCGUUGUGCGAGGUCAUUUAUCUAUCUCACCGGCCAGCGAUAUUUAUGCUUCCUCCAUCACCAUCUCCCUUGAUGGCGUUACAACGAUCCGUACGGUCGGUCAAAAGUUAACAACUACGACUACACACCGUUUUCUGAAGAUCGACUUGAUUUCCUCUGACAUUCUCGAGUUGGUCUCAACAACCCUCACAAAGAAUCGCUCGCACAAAAUACCUUUCCAGUUCACUUUACCUUAUCAACUGGACCCAACGGCUUGUAUACACGAUGUCGUAUCAACAACUGUCACAGACAAGCAUUUGAUCCCCCCCCCGACGAUUGGAGGGGAGUGGGAUCGACAUGAUAUGAGUCCUGGAGUUGUUGAGGUUGAAUAUGGAAUCAAUGCCUGCGUUGCUUCAACUCCAUCUCUGGACACAGGUCACAGUCAAGAUUUUACGGCCAAGAGAGCCAUACGGUUCAUUCCAAGAUUAAGCGAGAGUCCACCGCUACAUGUCUCGUUGAUGAAUCGGCGAUACAAGCUGCAAGGCACGAAAUCUCUUCGGAGUAACUCAUUCAAGCGACCGUUUGGCAUCAUCAGCGCCACUGCGAUGCAACCUGAACCACUUCAUCUCCAAGCUUAUGGAACCGUCAUUACGCCGUCAUUCAUUGAUGUCACCUUGACAUUUGAUCCUGAAAAUGAUGGGAUCACGCCCCCGAAGCUGGACAGUGUAUCUCUUUCCAUCCGAUCCUACACUUGGCAUCAAGCCGACCCAUACCAAGCAUUCCCUGACCAGAUUGGAAAGCCCAGCCUCAAACAGCCAUUCAUUACGAGCAUUGAAUUAACUGUCGGUCGUCCGCAAGUAACGUGGGCACGACAUGUUAAUCCUGGGCUUGAGGAUAAGAGUUCAGAGAACUCGUCUGUAGCCUUUUACAGUUCUACGCUGCAGCUUCCACUAUCUGUGUCGACAAGAAACAAAACCUUUCUGCCGACAUUCCAUUCCUGUCUUGUUUCUAGGACUUACGAUGUCAACCUGCGUCUUGGGUUUAAGAAGGGGGAUUUGACAAUUGUAGCACCUCUCCAAAUUAUCGCAGACCCUUAA
This is a messenger RNA of Fusarium oxysporum Fo47, 1218 nucleotides long. RefSeq lists its product as uncharacterized. The coding region runs from base 1 to 1218 and encodes 405 amino acids. NCBI's taxonomy places the organism in Eukaryota, Fungi, Ascomycota, Sordariomycetes, Hypocreales, Nectriaceae. The record is from RefSeq and is a predicted model, not a curated record. The transcript has a single exon.